AUGCCAGAUAAUUUAGAAAUUAUUAGAUUAAAUAAAGAUGAAGAAUUUGAGUAUUUUGUUAAUUAUAAAAAGACAUUUCACAAGUGGAGUUUAGAGGAACAUAGCAUUUUCACCAAAGCAACAUUAGAAUAUGAUAUUUUAAAGAUAGAUCAACUGAAUGAAAUACUUAAAGUUAUUAAUCAAUACAACCAAAAUAUAGGAUCAAAACAGAGAACACAAGAAGAAUUAAAUAUACAUAUUAAAGUGUACCAGAACUAUUUAAAUAAACAGCAAACACUAAGAACACCAUUAAGUGGAAAUUUAGCAUUAAAUACCAGCGGUGGUAGCUCACAGUCCUCAACAAACAAUAACCUAAAUACAGGUAUUAAUACUGGCAAUCCCAUUACAAAUAAUAGCCUAUCAUUAUUAAAUAAUGUUCAUAGUGUCAAUAGCAGUAUAAUGAAUAACGAUAUGUUUUUAAAUAAUAUGAUCACCAAUAACUACUUUUCAAUAAUAAACUCAUUAGAUAAUACCACUGGUAGCAAUCCAACCUCGAUAAAAGAUGUAUCAUCAAAUAACCCAUUGCUACAAAAAAACCAACCAAUUAAAUUAGCUUCAAGAGCAAUAUCACCACAACAAUCACCAAUUCUAACCUCAAAACCAAUUACAACUGCUGUUUCACUACCCCCCUUACCUACUAAUAGAAGCAAUGAUAAUAAUGAAAUUAACAACUCCAAUUUUGCACCAGAAUUAAAUAAAAAAGAUUUGAAAAUUCUUAAAGAACCUUGGACAGCCGAAGAUCAAAAGAAAUUUGAGGUUGCACUUGUUAAAUACCCAAGUAGUAGAUUUAGUAGUGUCUCAAGAUGGCAAAUGGUUGGUAAAGAGGUUGGUAUUACACCAAAAGCUGCAGCAUUAAGAUAUAAUCAAAUGUUGAGCCAGUUAAUGCCAAAAAAGCCAUUAGGACUAUCCAAUUCAUCAUUACCAAUAACUAUAGCCUCAACCAUUACAACAACCUCAACAACACCAGAAAAGGACUCAUCCCUUGGAAAAAGAACAAGAAGAACAAGUGGAUCCAAAGAAUCACCAUUAAAAAAAGAAAAAACAUCCCAUGAAACUGAAGGUUCAAUUAUCCAAUCUCCUCAAGACACCAAUAUAUUAAAUUCAAAUGAAAUUGAAGAUCUUUUAUCAAAAAAUGAUUCACUUUUAGAACAAAUGAAAGCAAAUAUAAUGAAAAAUGAAAACCCAUCAAUUCCAAAUUUAAAUGAAAUUAUCGACAAUAUAAAUAACUCUAUAAAAAUGACCGAGAAAUGGAAAUCGACCAAUAGCAUGCCACCAUUACCAUUAAAAGUUAAUGAUAUGAUUGUAAAAAUGUUAUCACCCAAAACAAAUCUAACACACCAGCCAACAAACAAUCCAUUUAAUUUAUUAAACAAAGCCAAUAUAACACCAACUACCAAUCUAAGUAAAAGAGGUUUAUCAAAAAAUGCAGAAGAAUGGAAUUUAGUUUAUGAUGAAGAGUAAUAAUAAUUAUAAAUAAAAAUAAAAAUUGUAUAUUAAAAAAAAGGGGUCAUAUUAUGAAUGUGUAUAUUAGCAUUAUAUUUAUUAAAACAAUAGAAAAAAUAAAAUAAAUAGAAAUAAAAAUAAAAAUAAAGUUUUUUUAAAACUAAAAAAAUAAAUAUUUAUUAUACUAU
Dictyostelium purpureum is the source of this 1670-nucleotide messenger RNA. RefSeq lists its product as uncharacterized. The coding region runs from base 1 to 1500 and encodes 499 amino acids. NCBI's taxonomy places the organism in Eukaryota, Evosea, Eumycetozoa, Dictyosteliales, Dictyosteliaceae. The record is from RefSeq and is a predicted model, not a curated record. The transcript has 3 exons.